AUGUCGCCAAUUAAAAGUGGCACAUCAUACUGGUUCUGGGUGCAAGGUGGUAAUUUGGAGUCGGCCAAAAUUUCAAUUAGUCUAGGUAAGAAAUAAUGAUCAAUGUUGUGAAAAAUAUCACAUUUUUUCAGUUGAAUCGGAGGAGAAAAUCGAAUUUUUUUCGAAAUUCGACAAAAAGAAGCAAAACAUUGUCGUGUUGUAUUGUGUUCCUCAUUGUGAGGGUCAAAAUCUCUCGAUUAAAAUCGAUUUCGGAAAACAUCAAUUUUCAACAUUAUUGGCAAUCAACGAUUCUCAAGAAGACAACGAAGAAAAUUCGACAAUGGAUCGAACAAUUAGAGAAUUGGUGAGUUGAACAUUUUUCAGAAUGUUUGAAUCGGACCCAAAAAAUCGGACCAUUUUUUGAAAAUUUCUUGCUUUUGGCACCAAAAAGAAGAUGACUUUCCCCGAUUCAGAAAACCUUCAAAAUCGGGUCCGAUUUCUAUGGUCCAAUUCAAAAACCGCAAAAAGUUUUUGUCUUUUUGGUUACUUUAGCCCCACCAGAGCUUGUACAGACCUAUGUGCGGGAAAAAAUCGGAAUAAAUUUGAGUCUUGCAGCAAAGCGACCCCCUUUGGAAAAAUCACUCAAGCGAUUUACCACGGAUAUCCUCAUUCAAUUGCCAAAAUGUUACCACAUCAACGCAGUAAGUUAAUUAUCAAAAAGCGCAAAACAGGCUUGUGCACCACACCAAGUCAGUUCAUUCUGAAACCUCCCAUGUGAGCUCAGGAAAUUUUAAACUCUGGAAAUUGAAUUUCAGAUUGGAAGACAAUGGUGCCGUAGAAAAUGAAGAAGCUGGUGAACCGAAACCGAAACUACAAAAGGUAUGGCAUGGUAAAAAUAAUACGUUUUAGAAUGUAGUGCAAAUAAAUAUUGCUAAUAUUGAAUUCAAAAAAAAAUAAACUUGUUUUUCUGGAUAUUUUGGAACGUACCACGCCCAGCGUGAGGCAUUUGCACGGCGCCAAUAGAAAAUACGGCAAUUCACCUCGCCAAUUUGAGAUUUUCUUCAAAAACAGCAAAUUUUUGCUUGUUUUUCCGUAAAAAAGUCGUAUUUCUCAGUCGAAAAGGUUGUUUUCACCUCGCCAAAAAUUUUCAAAACCCACACCGCCAAUUUAAAAAAAAAAAUUUGCACGUUUUUUGGAGCCAAAUGAUUCACAAUGAAACUGAAUUUCGUAAUCUCAAUUUUCUAAUAGAAAAAUGGUGAAACGUAAAAUUUUCGGGAUUUUUUGUGAGUUGGAAAAUCCGGUUAAAUUUCAGAAUUUUUCACAAAAAAUCUUGAAAAUUGCUCAUUUUAACGUUAGGACCAUUAAAAACCUGAAAUUUUCUGAAAAAUUUGCCUCAAAUCUAAUUUUUUCGAACAAAAAAAAAACAAAUUGUAGAAGUAUCGAAUUUUUCAAACAAAAAAAUUGCCACGUGGAUUUUGAAAUUUUGAACUAAAAAUUAAUUUCUGAAUUUUACCUAGAAAACUGAAUUUUAGCUCAAAAAUUUGAAAUUUUGAAGCUUUUCCAAGUCACAAAAAACCCGAAAAUUUUACGUUUCACCAUUUUUCUAUCUGAAAAUUGAGAUUACGAAAUUCAGUCUCAAAAAUUUUUGCGCAUCUCAACGAAAAUUCACUGAAAAUGAUUUUAAGCUUCCGAAUUUCUCUGAAAUUUUCGGAUUUUCAGCUGAAAAAUGCUAGAAAUUUGAACGUUUUCCUAGAAUUGAUUUUUUCAACGGCCCAGGUCGCGUCACGUGUUCUAUUUUUGCAACAAAAAAAAGUUGAAAUAUAUUUGGCCAUUUCUCGAGAUUUUUUCGAUUGAAAAGCGCCCCUGAAAUUUUCUAAAAAUGAGUAAGUGAUACCGUACAAACAUUUUUAUUAUAAUUAUUUCUUCUUGGUUUUUGGAAAUGGAAUGAUAGUUAACUAGGUCACUUUCUGUUGAAAUUAUGAAUGUAUCCAGAAAAAACCAUUCAUGAAAAUUAUUCUACAGACUUCGAAAAUGUGCUUCUUGGUAUGAUCCAUCCGACCGAAGCUCAAUUAAAGGAAGAGGUGUGAUGUCGGCAAUAAAAAGUAGCACCCCAUACUGGUUUUGGGUCCAAAGUGGAGACUUGGAGUCGGCGAGAAUUUCAAUAAGUCUAGGUAAGAAAUAAUGAUCAAUGUUGUGAAAAAUAUCACAUUUUUUCAGUUGAAUCGGAGCAGAAAAUCGAAUUUUUUUCGAAAUUCGACAAAAAGAAGCAAAACAUUGUCGUGUUGUAUUGUGUUCCUCAUUGUGAGGGUCAAAAUCUCUCGAUUAAAAUCGAUUUCGGAAAAAAUCAAUUUUCAACAUCAUUGGCAAUCAACGAUUCUCAAGAAGACAACGAACAAAAUUCGACAAUGGAUCGAACAAUUCGAGAAUUGGUGAGUUGAACAUUUUUCAGAAAUUUUGAAUCGGACCAUAGGAAUCGGGCCAGGUCUGAUUUUUCGAGAAAAAUUCUGAAUCGGACCCAAAAUUUCUUGCUUUUGGCACCAAAAAGAUGACUUUCCCCGAUUCCUUCAAAAUCGGGUCCGAUUCCUAUGGUCCGAUUCAAAAAAAAUAUCGAAAUGAAAUUCAAUCAUAAAAAGGUCACGUCAAAAAUAUAUGUAUAGUUUUUCCAGUCAUUUUCUUAUUUUUCAUUGAAAUUGCGAACUGACAAUUGAAUUCUGAAACUUCUUCAAAAUCGUUUUUUUUAGAGCCAAAUGAUUCACAAUGAAGCUGGAAAUAAUUCUCAAGGUGGCAAUGUUUUCAAAGAUAUUAAAGGUGGAACUGGAAAUUUUCUAUUACUACAAAAUGAAUAA
Molecule: messenger RNA, 2825 nt
Organism: Caenorhabditis angaria
Lineage: Eukaryota; Metazoa; Nematoda; Chromadorea; Rhabditida; Rhabditidae
Source: the annotation of a GenBank genome assembly